CAUGGUUGGAGAUCACAUGGAGAUUGAGGUCAUUGAGCUCCAAGCUCAGGAGCAAAAGCUCGUGCUUGAUCGACUCGUUACCUCCGUCGAUGACGACCCCAAGCGAUUCUUCCAACGCAUGAGAAGCCGAUUUGACGCAGUAGAUUUGGAGUUUCCAAAGAUUGAGGUUCGAUUUCAGAAUUUUACAGUUGAAUCAUUCGUCCACGUUGGAAGCAGAGCACUGCCAACAAUUCCCAAUUAUGUUACUAACAUGGCUGAGGCAUUUUUAAGGCAGUUGCGUCUAUACCGGGGACAGAGAAGCAAGUUGACAAUUUUAGACGGUAUUAGUGGGUUAAUUAGACCAUCAAGGUGAAUUUUGAAAGACAUGAGUUAGUGGGAGAGUGGUCUUAUUUUGUAGGCAAAGUUUUAAGUAGAGUUAAAGAUGUAUUUU
Molecule: messenger RNA, 430 nt
Organism: Quercus robur (English oak)
Lineage: Eukaryota; Viridiplantae; Streptophyta; Magnoliopsida; Fagales; Fagaceae
Product: ABC transporter G family member 32-like
Exons: 3
Coding region: 2-352 (116 amino acids)
Source: RefSeq, a predicted model, not a curated record